Rangifer tarandus platyrhynchus (Svalbard reindeer) is the source of this 576-nucleotide messenger RNA. NCBI's taxonomy places the organism in Eukaryota, Metazoa, Chordata, Mammalia, Artiodactyla, Cervidae. The record is from the annotation of a GenBank genome assembly.
AUGGCUGUCCAUCACCCAGGAUACGAAGCCCCGCCCAUGAGGCAGGGGCUCGAGGUGCAAGGCAGUCCGGCAAGAAGUGUGGUGCCCCAGGUUGCUGCCAGUUCUUUUUGGAUCACCGAGCACGGUGAAGUUGCCAGGUAUGGCUGUCCAUCAGCCAAGAGACGAAGCCCCACUCAUGAGGCAGGUGCUCGACGUGCAAGGCAGUCCGGCAAGACGUGUGGUGCCCCAGGUUGCUGCCAGUUCUUUUUGGAUCACCGAGCCCGCCAGAUUGAGUUGCCCAGGAUGGAAGACCAUUGUCAGCAGGGAACCCAUCACAUAUUCCAUGAAUCCCAGCCUGGUGAGACAAGUAGCAUGAGCCCCCUGGGGCCAUUUGGCAUGCAGCCCUUGGGCGUACAGAUGGAAUACCCAUGGAGCCAUGUUGAGUGGCCCGAGAUGGAAGACUGUUGGCAACAGGUUACCUGUUCUGUAUUCCAUGACACCCAGCCCCUCGAGAUGAGUCUCACGAAUCCCCAGAGGGAACUGGACAAGUGGCCCUUGAAUGUACAGAUGGAACAACCAUGGUGCCAGUGGCCUUGA